CAAAUAAUUGUGAGGCACGCUGAAGAAGAUCCGCUGUUUGUUUCUGUUACCGCAAACGGUAAGGGAUAUGCUUUGGUUCCCAUCGGCCCCAUUGAGAAAAUUGAUUUUGGUGACGUUUUUACUUCGACGAUGGCGGAGAAAAACAUUCUCUUACGUAAUGAAGGGAGGCGGGAUGUUGAGGUGUUGUGGAGUGGCGCUCGUGCAAGGGCGGGCGGUUUAUCUCCUGUGUUCCGCAUCGUUCCUGAGACUGUUGUGAUUGGCGCCGGAAACAGCUGCACCUUCACUGUCCAAGGCUUGGUAGAUGAGGCCGGGGUUUUCACGGAAGAAUUUCUUUUGAAGGAUAAGAAGGAGUUCCGACUGAUAUUCACCACAUGUGUCACUGGGAACUUUGUUUUGCCUGUCAUUGCCUACAGCAAGAAACGGAUUGUCUUUGAUUACGUCUACGGCGCAGAGGGUGAAACGGGAAAUGCGGUCAUAAUGAAGACGUUUACCAUGAAGAACACAACAACUCAAUCUCUGGAUGUGACACUCAAACGCGUGGAGAAAUCAGGUGAGGCAGCUUCUCCAUUCACGUUGGUCAGCCCAAAAUCCUUCACUCUUAUGAGCGGUGAAACGCAAAUUGUUGCCGUCAACUGUGACGCCUGCUACCGUCACGACAAUGUCGCUCACACGGCGAAGGGUAGGAUAUUGGUUGCAUUCGCCAAUCAUCCCUUCAGUGAGUAUGUGAGCUUGUUGGCCAAUAUUGCAUUCCCAUCCAUCCGCAUUGAACCAGAGGACCGGCAAGUAAAAUUCGGCUCUAUUCUUACAAAUACGGAGGGACGCUCAGAGCUUACUCUUACAAACUUGUCACCUGUUGUUCCGGCUGAAUUUUAUUGGAGUAUCGAGUACCGCAGCGAGGUCCCUUCGGAGCAGCCACAGCGAGAUCAGAAGCGUUUUGACUUUGUUCCCUUUCGGGGGGUAAUUCCUCCAGGAGGAAAACGUGUUGUUGAGGCUGUUUUUUACGGCACCCGAGGUCGACAUGAUGCCACGGCAACAUGUACUUUAAAAGGGGGACCAAGUUACAAUGUGAGUCUCAUUGGUUGGAGUGAUGUCACCGUACGGUUUGAAUCCACAAGUCUUGAUUUUGGUGUGAUGCAUUACUUGGAAAGGGCGAAUAAGACCAUCUCCAUCUUCAGUCCUUCUCGCGUUGCCGUUCCAUUUACUGUGAACACUAUCGCACUCAAACAACCUGGAUCGAUAGUGGUGAGGCCCAUGAAGGGUGUGGUAAGCAAUAAAGUCGUUUUGACCGUCUCGUUUUGCCCGAUGGUUCCGGAUGAGGUUGUAGAGACAUUCUUCGUGCAGGUUGGUCAUCUUGACCCACAACUCAUCACAGUUCGGGGGUUGGGCCAAGCACACACGAUCAUGUUGUCUACUUCCGACAAACAUGUGAAGCUGAACCGUAUAGAAGAUUCACAAUACCUUCGUUGCAUGGAAGAACUCAAGGACAAGGAGUGGGUGCCGUACCUUGAGAAGUCUGGCUUCCCGUGUGCAGCACCGAAUGUGCUCCCUGUUGUACUGGAGGCGGAGCGGCAGGCGUACUGUCGUAAUCUGCUUCUUGCAGCAACGAACUUAACAGCGGGGGCUUCCGUGACUGAACAUAUUGAGGAAUUUCGUGCGGAUACUUCGAAAAGGGAGAGGGGUGUUCUCGCAAGGUAUGUUAUUGACUUUGGGCACAUAACGCGGUUGGAUGUGCGUACCAUCAAUGUGUCACUGGUCAAUACGUCCAUUUACCCCGUGGGUGUCAUACUGGACAAGCAGGUGAUGGAGCCAGGGCCAUUGUGUGUAGAGCCGCGAAAGAUACCCACAAUAUCUCCAUUUUCAGAGACUAAAAUAGCGCUCACUCUCUUCUUUGGCGACACUGGAAACGUUACAAAUGGCGCAAAUCAAUUGGAGUUCUUCUUGGAUAUUCAUAAAGGACCGCGCAUUUUAGUUGAGGUGCGUUGUUUUGUUGCGACGCCAGCACUAACACCGUGUGAAACAGUGCUUGACUUUGGUGAUAUGCUUCUUGGACGAGUCAAGAACCUUCCGCUUCACUUCUACAAUAAGGAGGAUAUACCAUGUACAUGGCGAAUGACAUUGAUUGAGCCUAAGCAGAAGCCCGGUGCAAAAAAGGAGAUCGACACCGCGAAUCCUGUUAACCCUCCUCUUGUUGUUGCCUCCAGACGGCAGUUCAAGGUUCAUAAAGAACGAGGAACGCUCCCUCCUCAGUGUGGCAUGAGCAUUAUGGUGAGUUUCAUGUCCUUUAUUCUUGGCCCUGCAAAAACCAAAUUACGCCUACGCUACGCCUCAAACCCGGAAGAGCAAUACGUGGUAUUAAAAGGCAACGUUGUGGGAGUAAAUGUGGAGCUGUCUCCAUCCCAACUGGUUUUUCCAACGGUGUUUCCAUGCCAGACCGUGAAACACUGCUUUACCAUUAAAAACAACGAGGAUCGACCUGUGGAGGUGUUUAGCAAAAAUUUUGAUGAGAAGCAUCGUGUAUGUGUCGGCAUUCUGCAACGUGCCCUGGCGACGCAAAAAUCAAACUCCGGAGGUGAAGGCGAGAUUCAUCUGCCCAUUCGAGAGGCCGGUGAUUCUCUGCCGGAACCUUUUCUGGAUUUCUUUUUUACGGAGCUUCAACGAGAGGAGCGGGCUCUUGAGUACAGGGAUACGGAUGGGUUGGAAAUCGAUUUUCAGCGUGAAUUGCGUACUGGGAGUUGCCUCUCGUCACGACGGAGACGAGCCUCGCAGGCGCGGUCGGAGCUGCAGACAUCACUGCCACGCACCCCAGAGAUCCCCGCAGGUGACGUGCCCCCAACCCAACCUAUCUCCAAGGUCAAGCCACAAAUUGUGGUCAUCACAGGGCCGCCGUUUUCAGGAAAGACAACACAAAUACGGCGGUUAGUGGAGAAAUUAAACGUGUCCCAGCUUGACCUGGAUGCCAUGGUACGUGCCGAAGCUGAAUUUGACACAGCGGAGGGGGAACUUAUUCGCACCAUUCUUUCGGAGCGAGAAGAGAAUCGUACGCCCCGGGUCGUUGAGGAUGUCGCUAGAUCCCCAUCUCCAGUGGUGGUGGUGGACAGAAUUGUAAAGUCAAACGAGGUAAAAAUUCUGCAUGCACUUUUACUGCGUCAUCUUUCUACGUUAAGUUCCGUUACGGAUGUGGUGAUAGAUGAUUUCAGGUCCAUUCUUACCGAGGAUCGGGAGGCGGUACUGAUUGCCAUCGAAAGAGCGGCUUCUGUAACAGGAAGGACACUGCAGAUCAUUUCUCUCGGUGUAAGUGAGGCAACAACCGGGCUUCGGCGUAGCCUUGACGUACAGAAGAAAUGUCGUGAAAUUGCGGAGGCGGCCAUAACGUUGCCCCUUACAGAAGAGGAAUAUGAGACUCUUGACGAGGAAGGACGUGAUGCGUACAACCGUCGUCUGUUGCACUAUAAUGCAUGUAAGCGGGCCCUUACUGAGGCCUCCAACGAGGUGUCACGCUACGAAGCGGAGCUGGAAAACAACCCACAGUUAACGGUCCAAGAGCAUGCGGAGCAAAAUAUCAUUGCAUUGGAAGAACAGGAGGCACUUAUCCGGUCAGCCUCGAGAAGUAAAAAAAAUGUGUCGG
Trypanosoma cruzi is the source of this 3625-nucleotide messenger RNA. RefSeq lists its product as uncharacterized. The transcript has a single exon. Gene Ontology annotation, cellular component: axoneme. Gene Ontology annotation, biological process: axonemal central apparatus assembly; cilium movement. The record is from RefSeq and is a predicted model, not a curated record. Lineage: Eukaryota; Euglenozoa; Kinetoplastea; Trypanosomatida; Trypanosomatidae. The annotation marks the transcript as partial.